AUGGACAUCGGAGAGGGCGGCGCGUGGCCCGUCGUGGCGGCUGACUAUAUCGACCGUGCCCUCACAUUCUGGCAUGAACACCGCAUCUUCCUCGCAGGGUGUCUUGUGGCAACGAUCAUUACCCUCGGUGUGCUCCGCAGGCAGCGGGUUCCAAAGCAUGUUCGGCAGGACUCGCCCUCGGCCGCGGAAAAAGCGUCGUGGUUAUCUGAAGAGAAGUGGUCUGCGGAAGCCUCGAGAGGUACAUUAGUGGCAGGAACAUCGCGAGCAGCGACGAAGCCGACAGCCGCGCGGAUCGUGGCUGGACGAAAACCAAUACCAAGAGCCGGAUCAGAGACGCAAAAUGAGGAGUCGGCCCUGCAGCCACUGGUUUUCUUCUGCUCUCUUACGGGCACGGCCGAGCGUCUGUCCAAAGAAGUCGCUGCGAGCAUUGAGAUGUUGAGCCAGUCUAAUGAUUCUGUGCGCAAGCCUGUGGUUCUUGACCUAGCCUACGUUGACCUGGAUGAUUACUUCAUUUCCGGACCUAAGAAUGCUUCCGCAGAGAAGGCACUAAAAUACUUCUACAUUCUCCUCAUCCCGUCCUACGACAUCGAUACCAUCAUCACGAACUUUCUCGCGCAUCUAGACGAGACGCACAAUGACUUCCGCAUCGACACCUCUCCACUCUCGCCCCUCGCAGGUUACUCCGUCUUUGGCAUCGGCGAUAAAGAAGGAUGGCCCAGCGAAGAAGAGGGGUUCUGCUCUCACGCCAUCGACACUGACCGCUGGCUUGCCAAAUUGACCGGCCGCAAGCGAGCGUACCCGCUUGGCCUGGGCGACGUCAAGAGCAAUCUCGAUCAGUGCCUUGGCGAUUGGUGCUCAGGUCUCUCGAGUGCUCUGACAGAUCUCACCUCUACCGGGUACCUCGGCGAGGGCGUGCCCGGUAGUGGCGAUCCAGAAGAGUCCGAUGUUGAAGACGCUGCUGAGUUUCCAGACAACAACCGCCGCAAACGCCAAAAGACGUCUCGAAAGGCAACCACUACCGACCUCGAAGAUGUGGGCGGGAGAUCGAAUUCCAACAGCGCUUCUGGCACAUCCACCCCUCUCACCAUAGACUUCACCACCUACUCUUCAGCCAACGGUCCGACCACACAAUCGCAAGCCCUGAAGGCAAUGGUCCCCAAAGAAUCCCCAACGUACGCUGCCCUCACUAAACAAGGCUACACCAUCGUCGGCACGCACAGCGGCGUCAAGAUCUGCCGGUGGACGAAGUCUGCGCUCCGCGGUCGUGGCAGCUGCUACAAGAACUCGUUUUACGGCAUCGCCUCACAUCUCUGCAUGGAGACGACACCCUCUCUCUCCUGCUCCAACAAGUGCGUCUUCUGCUGGCGGCACGGCACCAACCCCGUCGCCACCACCUGGCGCUGGGAAGUCGACGACCCCCACGCCAUCUUCACCGGCGCCCUCGAAGGCCACUACAAGAAAAUAAAAAUGAUGCGCGGCGUGCCCGGCGUCCGCGCCGAACGCUUCGCCGAAGCAAUGCGCGUGCGUCACUGCGCCCUCAGCCUGGUCGGCGAACCCAUCUUCUACCCGCGAAUCAACGAGUUCGUGGACCUGCUGCAUGGCGACCGCAUCAGCAGCUUCCUCGUCUGCAACGCACAGCAUCCGGCGCAACUACGUGCUCUCAAGCGCGUCACGCAGCUCUACGUCAGCAUCGACGCCUCCAACCGCGAGAGUCUGCGCCGCAUCGACCGGCCCCUGCACCGCGACUUCUGGGAGCGGUUCGUCGCCUGCCUGGAUAUCCUGCGCGAGAGGCGCUUCGAGCAGCGCACCGUCUUCCGCCUCACGCUCGUCAAGGGCUUCAACGUUGAGGAGGAGGUUGAAGGGUAUGCGGACCUCGUGGCCAGGGGCUUGCCCUGCUUCGUCGAGAUAAAGGGCGUCACGUACUGCGGCACCAGUAGCGCGGCAGGCGCUGGGUUGACCAUGCAGAACGUGCCCUUCUACGAGGAGGUCGUGGCGUUUGCGGAGGCGUUGGAUCGUGCCUUGCUGAAGAGGGGGCUGGCAUACGGCAUUGCGGCUGAGCAUGCGCACAGCUGUUGUAUUCUGUUGGCGAGCCGUCGCUUCGAGGUGAAUGGGCGGUGGAACACGGUCAUCGACUAUGAUAGGUUCUUUAAGUUGUUGGAGGCUGGAGAAGAUUUCAAGCCGGAGGACUACUGUAGCGAGACGGCCGAGUGGGCACUCUGGGGCAAUGGAGGCUUUGAUCCCAGGGACGAGCGGGUGGAUCGGAAGGGCAGACCCAAGGAAGUCAAGGCUAAGGAGGUGCUGGGUGAGGAGAGUGUCAAGCCCAAGAAGCAGCCACAGGCUAGCAUCGACUUCUGA
Cyphellophora europaea CBS 101466 is the source of this 2355-nucleotide messenger RNA. RefSeq lists its product as uncharacterized. Gene Ontology annotation, biological process: wybutosine biosynthetic process. The transcript has a single exon. The record is from RefSeq and is a predicted model, not a curated record. The coding region runs from base 1 to 2355 and encodes 784 amino acids. Gene Ontology annotation, molecular function: 4 iron, 4 sulfur cluster binding; catalytic activity; FMN binding. Lineage: Eukaryota; Fungi; Ascomycota; Eurotiomycetes; Chaetothyriales; Cyphellophoraceae.